Molecule: messenger RNA, 1279 nt
Organism: Lipotes vexillifer (Yangtze River dolphin)
Lineage: Eukaryota; Metazoa; Chordata; Mammalia; Artiodactyla; Lipotidae
Gene: OPHN1
Product: oligophrenin 1
Exons: 14
Biological process (GO): synaptic vesicle endocytosis; actin cytoskeleton organization; regulation of synaptic transmission, glutamatergic
Cellular component (GO): actin cytoskeleton; terminal bouton; dendritic spine
Molecular function (GO): GTPase activator activity; protein binding
Source: RefSeq, a predicted model, not a curated record
AUGGGGCACCCCCCGCUGGAGUUCAGCGACUGCUACCUGGACAGCCCUGAUUUCCGCGAGAGGCUCAAGUGUUAUGAGCAGGAACUGGAGAGGACCAAUAAAUUCAUCAAAGACGUGAUCAAAGACGGCAACGCGCUUAUCAGCGCAAUGAGAAAUUACUCCUCUGCUGUUCAGAAAUUUUCCCAAACGUUGCAGUCCUUUCAGUUUGAUUUCAUUGGAGACACUCUGACUGAUGAUGAGAUUAACAUUGCUGAAUCCUUCAAGGAAUUUGCCGAAUUGCUCAACGAAGUAGAAAACGAGAGGAUGAUGAUGGUACACAAUGCUAGUGAUUUGCUGAUCAAACCCCUGGAAAAUUUCCGGAAGGAACAAAUAGGCUUCACAAAGGAGCGGAAAAAGAAAUUUGAAAAGGAUGGAGAGAGGUUUUAUUCCUUGCUGGAUCGGCACUUACAUUUGUCUUCCAAAAAGAAAGAAUCUCAGUUACAAGAGGCAGACCUCCAGGUGGACAAGGAGAGACACAAUUUCUUUGAGUCGUCCCUUGAUUAUGUUUAUCAAAUCCAGGAAGUUCAGGAGUCUAAGAAGUUCAAUAUUGUGGAGCCAGUCUUGGCCUUUCUUCAUAGCCUCUUCAUUUCCAACAGCUUAACCGUGGAGCUCACACAGGAUUUCCUCCCAUAUAAACAGCAACUCCAGCUCAGUUUACAGAAUACAAGAAAUCAUUUCUCCAGUACCCGAGAAGAGAUGGAAGAACUUAAGAAAAGGAUGAAAGAAGCUCCACAGACAUGCAAACUUCCAGGACAGCCAACCAUCGAAGGCUAUCUCUAUACACAAGAGAAAUGGGCUUUGGGAAUAUCCUGGGUGAAAUACUACUGCCAAUAUGAGAAAGAGACCAAAACGCUCACCAUGACACCUAUGGAGCAGAAGCCAGGUGCUAAGCAGCAGGGACCCUUGGACUUAACCCUGAAGUACUGCGUGAGAAGGAAGACGGAGUCUAUCGACAAGAGAUUCUGUUUUGAUAUAGAAACUAAUGAAAGGCCAGGAACCAUCACUCUGCAAGCCCUUUCAGAAGCUAACAGAAGACUAUGGAUGGAGGCCAUGGAUGGGAAAGAACCUAUCUAUCACAGCCCUAUAACGAAACAGGAAGAAAUGGAGCUGAACGAAGUGGGGUUCAAGUUUGUUAGGAAGUGCAUCAAUGUCAUUGAAACCAAGGGGAUCAAGACAGAGGGAUUGUACCGUACCGUGGGCAGCAAUAUUCAGGUUCAGAAGUUGCUGAAUGCCUUUUUUG